GCCCCGGGAGCUUCCUGCCGUGAGUCAGCCGGGGGCACUGACGCAGCCUCCCACCGCCUGCUGUUGCCAUGGCGGCUGUCGGCGCUCCGGCUGUUGUUGCUCUUUCGGCUACAGGCGGCCGCGCGGCUCCGGCAGGGCGGCCCAGCCGGCGCGGGGUUCCCGGCAGGCCCUGGCUGGCCGGCGGGCACGCACCGCCGCGCACACGCACUGCCUGGCCCGGCCGGCACACGCACCGGCGGCCGUGACGCGGCCGGGCCCCGGGCCCGCGGGGAGGAGCCUCGCCGCCUUCGGUCCCCGCCAUCAAACUUUCCGCUCGCUCCCCGGCGCCGGCGAGCCGCGCGCACAUGGCAUCACCGGCGAGCAGCGCCCCGGCGGCGCGCUGGUCCUGAGCGCCGCCGCGGCCACCCAGGCAGAGCCGGCCACCCCGCCGCGGCAGCCGGACCCCCCCAGCCGGCGCUGCCGCCACCGACGCCUCCCCUGCCGAGUGCCGGAGCAUCCCUGGACGCUCGCCUGCCCGGGAGCAACGGGGCCGGGAGGACAGCGGCUUGCGGACACCGAGGACGUCUGGGGACAGGAGCGGGGGGACCUGUCGCCGCCGGGGCUCACCGUCCCCCCCGCCUCGGGCCAGGCCCGGCCCCAAUGUGCCAGUCAUCCCUGCGGAGCGAUGAAGCAGCAAUGACCUCCGGCGCCAGCAGCCGGCCCCUCCAGCCCUGGAAGCCGGACCCGGGCCGGGAGGGGAGGCGGCAGCCGCCGUGGCCGUCCCGGCGGGCGCUGCCCCUCAUCUUCGCCGUCUUCGUCUGGCUGGGCACCGGCACCACCAUGGCCAGCCUCAACAAGUGGAUCUUCGCCAUCCACAAUUUCCGCUACCCCUUGCUGCUCUCCUCCCUGCACAUGCUCUCGGCGGUGGCCGUGGGCUACCCGCUGGCGAGGCUGCGGGCACGCCGGCUGCCAGGGCCCGGCCCGGCCGCCCGGCCUCGCGCCCGGAUCUACCUGCUCAGCCUGACCUUCUGCACCAGCGUGGCGUUCGGCAACCUGGGCCUCAACUACGUGCAGCUGGACGUGGCGCAGGUGGUGUACACCACCACGCCGCUCUUCACCCUGCUGCUCUCGGCACUGCUGCUGGGCCGCCGCCACCACCCGCUGCAGUACGCGGCCAUGGGGCCCGUCUGCGCCGGGGCGGCCUGCAGCAUCGUCAGCGAGGUCCGCUUCCACCAGGCCGGCUGCUGCUUCCUCUUCGCCGCCACCUUCCUUCGCGGGCUCAAGUCCAUCCAGCAGAGUCUGCUGCUGCAGGAGGACAGGCUGGAUGCCAUCUCCUUGCUCUGCCUCACAUCCUUGCCCAGCUUUUGCAUCCUGUUCAGUGCGGCCGUGGCGCUGGAGGUGGGCCCUGCCUGGGCGGGCGUCCUGCGGUAUGACAGCACUCUCUGGGCCUACGUCCUGCUCAGCUGCCUCGGCUCCGUCCUCUACAACCUGGCCAGCUUCUGCGUCAUCUCCCUGACAUCAGCCCUCACCAUCCACGUCCUGGGCAACUUCAACGUCGUGGGCAACCUGGUGCUGUCCCGGCUGCUCUUUGGCAGCCACCUGAGUGGGCUCAGCUAUGUGGGCAUCGGGCUCACGCUGGCCGGGAUGUUCAUGUACCACCACCCUGACUUCAUCGCUGCCCGCUGGGCAUCAUGGCAGGGCCAGGCCCGCGGCAAACGGGAAUAGGUCCCGUGCACGGGGUGGAGAGCUGCCGUCCGGGGUGAUCCAGGAAGCCAGAGAGCCUGUGGCAUGCUUUGCGCAUGCGAGCGGGUUUCUGUUUGUGCACAGCUCUGCGUGCAGGUCAGCACAUGUGUAAGCGUGCGCACAGGCUGUGUGUGUGCAAGUGGGUUUCUGUGCGUGGCCAGCUCUGUGCAGGCCUGCAUGCGAUCCUUGGUGUGCGCAGGCGCUGUGUGUGCCAGCGGGUCUCUGCGUGCACAGCUCUGCGUGCAGGUGGGCAAGAUGUGUUCAUUGGCGUGCACAAGCUCUGCAUGUGCAAGCGGGUUUCCGCAUGUGCACAGCUGUCUGUGCAGGUGCACGGUGUGUGCAGGCUGUGAGGGUGCCUGGGGGCACCCAGGCUUUUCCUGCGUUCUCCCAUGUGCACGCACGGGCUCUGUGUGCGUGUGUGCACACGGUGUGUGUGCAGAGCCUGUGCAUGCGCCUGUGCACGCAGGCUCCGUGUGUGCGAGUGGGUGUCUGUGCACAGGCACUGCACGUACGAGCAGGCAUGUGCGCGUGUGCAGCGCUGCGUACAUUUGUGGAUGUGUGUGUCUGCGUGCGCAGGCUCCAAGUGUGUGUGCGGGUGUCUGUGCCCAUGGGCUCUGCAGGUGUGUUUGUGUGUGCAGACACAGGCUCUGCACAGGCAGGUGGGUACGUGUGCACACACGUGGCUCCGUGUGUCUGAUUGUUGUCCCCUCCUGGGGAAAGCACGGUGUCUGUGUCUGUGUGCAAGUGCAAGCGUGUGAGCGUGUGCUUCACUACUGAGCUCUGCUGGAUGGAGUAAAUCUGGAGUGCGUGUGUGGGGCUGUGUGUAUAUGUUUUUAUAUUCUCUCCUGGGGGAUGGAGCAUCUCAAGCCUGCGGUGGGGGGUCAAAGGACUUCGCCAUCACUGUCAGCCUCCUUGCGGGGUUGAGUGGUCUCUUGUGCGGCUGAGCGGCUUGCCUGGAGCCCAGGGCGGGUGAGCAUCCCCAGAUCCUGCUCCUACCCCUCUGUGACGUGCCGAACUCCAGCGCUCCCCACACUGAUCCCAAGCCACCCCAGCCCCGGGGCUGCUGGCGUGCUGGCCGUGCCCUCCCGGCUCCCCGGCUCCGGCCCUCGGCAGCUGCCUCCCAUCAGGGCCGGAAAGGCUGCCAGAGCUGCCUCUCCCGCACUGGCCCUCCCCGACCAUCCCAGGCGGUUGCUGCUGGAGCUGGGUGAGCACGAGCAGGGGUCCUGGGCUGCCUGCCCAUGCCAGGGGCUCCUUCCUGGAGGUCGUGAGGACUCAACAAAGCCAUGGGGAAGUCUCAGACUGCCCCACCAUUGCUCCGGAGCUCCAGGGCUGGAGCACAGUGCACGUGCUCACCUUUGCAAAUGGACAUGUGCACCCGCACAGAGCCGCCAGCCAGGCUGUGUGUGUGCCCUGGCACGGGUGCACACACAUCUCCAUCCGUGCUGACACAUGUGUGUGCACUCAGAUGCCGAUGCACACCCCUGGCAACGCUUGCACAUGUGUGAGCAUCCCCCUGGGCAAGCGCAGGCUCGGCACUAACCUGCCAAGAAGUGCGUUGCUGCUCUCACACCUGCGUGUGCGGGAGUUUCCCCCCCGCCGUGCAUGGGUGGCCACGCUCCGGAGCACACAUGCUCCCACCCGGAUGAGUGCAGGAUCACAGGCACUCCAUGUGUGCGCAUCCACCGUGGCCCCGCAGGGCCCCGGCAGGCACCGUGCCGGCGGGGUGGUGCACCGGCUGCUGCUGCGCUCAAGGUCUCCGUGGUGGUGAGGGAGCCCUGCCUGGGCCAAAGGACAGCUCCGAUUGCACUUGUCCUGAAAUAAAACUCUAUUUUUGUUGUACUCCA
This is a messenger RNA of Dromaius novaehollandiae (emu), 3566 nucleotides long. It is a transcript of the gene SLC35E4, whose product is annotated as solute carrier family 35 member E4. Gene Ontology annotation, cellular component: Golgi apparatus. The record is from RefSeq and is a predicted model, not a curated record. Lineage: Eukaryota; Metazoa; Chordata; Aves; Casuariiformes; Dromaiidae. Gene Ontology annotation, molecular function: antiporter activity. The transcript is spliced from 2 exons. Bases 640 to 1704 code for a protein of 354 amino acids.